Molecule: messenger RNA, 3369 nt
Organism: Colius striatus (speckled mousebird)
Lineage: Eukaryota; Metazoa; Chordata; Aves; Coliiformes; Coliidae
Gene: IL1R2
Product: interleukin 1 receptor type 2
Exons: 9
Coding region: 2-1240 (412 amino acids)
Molecular function (GO): interleukin-1, type II, blocking receptor activity; interleukin-1 binding
Source: RefSeq, a predicted model, not a curated record
AAUGGCAGAAAGACUGCAGAAGCACAGAUUUCAAGACACUUUCCCUCUGUCUUCUCCUGAUUUCCUCUGGGAAAAAAUGUAUGGAAUCUUCUUUCUCCUGGUGACAUGUAUAGUGAGUGCCUCUGCUUUCAGAAUCCAGCAAGUCAAAAGCACAGAAACCUGCCCAGAUCACACCGUGUUUUACAAACACUACUAUGAACUGCAUGGAGAACCUGUGGUUCUGAAAUGCCCUUCCCCCAGAUACAAACAUUUGGAUUUUUCUGCCUUGACCCCUAAUAUCACAUGGUAUAAAAAUGGUUCAAAAACCAUGAUAGCAGGAAGAGACGAAGAUCCAAGGAUCUGGGCAAAAGGAGAUGCACUCUGGUUUUUGCCAGCAACACUAGAAGACUCGGGAGUAUAUAUCUGCACCAGAAGGAACUCCUCCUACUGUGCAGAGGUCUCCAUCCACCUCACCGUUAUGAAGAAAACAGCUGUUCAGGAGAUCGCCUAUCCCCAGGUCCUUUUCACUUUCACCACUGGAAAGAUCGUUUGCCCUGACUUAUGGGAUUUUGCACCAAACAGGACAAGCCUGGAGCUCAAGUGGUACAAGGAUGCUCUGCCUUUAGAAGACAACAGUGAAAAAUUUAUAACUCUGAAAGGUUCAGCUUCUCUGAUCGUGACUUCUGUGCUACCGACAGAUGCUGGCUAUUACACUUGCAAGAUGUCGUUUCCAUUUGAAGGUGUGAUGUAUGAAAUCACCAGAACGAUUCAUUUGGAGACUGUUGAACAAGAAAAGAGAAUUACUCCAAUAAUUGUGUAUCCAACACGAAAGACAACAUCAGCUGCUCUUGGCUCCAAGAUGACUCUCCCAUGCAAAGUGUUUAUUGGACUGAGCAGCCACAGCCAUACAGACGUGGAAUGGUUAGCAAAUGACACCGUCAUUGAUGUGAUUUACAAGCAAAGCAGAGUUACAGAGGGGGAACGACAAGAAAUUGUAGAAAAUGGUGAAAACUUCAUUGAAGUGCCACUGAUUUUUGAUUCUGUUGAAGAAGUGGAUUUUUUUACAGACUUUACAUGUCUGGCCCAGAACAUAUACGGCUACCAAGUACUGCCAACAAGAGUCAAGCAGGAAGCUGUCGGCCUGUCCUGGUACAUUGCAACGAUUCCCUUUGCGUUGGCCUGCGUGAUCAUGGGAGGGGUAUGCAUACACAAGUGUUGGAAGCGGACUGCUGAUAAAGGAUACACAGUAGCAAAGGUUUAAAAUCCUCUUCAUUCUCCAAUCACCAACAGAACAGAAAACCAUCCUGGCCAUCUUUCACUGUGAAACACAGAGAGACUUUUCAAACCAGACUGCUUUCCCAGAAGAUGGACACAUAUUGGCUUUUUUCUUUCUUCUCUGAGCCUUCCACGAUCUGAUGAAGUUAUAAGUUUGCACUUUUGUGCUGUCUAAAUGCAGGAAAUCUGCUUCUGUUGUUUUGCAGCUAAGGUGCAACAUGUAGAAUUUUGGAACACAGAAUACCAGGAACGUGCCCUGUAUAUGGGAAAAGUAGGGAAAGGGAGGUGCUUUCACCCUUUGUAAUUCCAAUACCAUUUGGGUUUUGUGGGUUUCUUUUGCAUUGAAACCCUUAUUUUUUUUUACUUCAGUCUAAAAAGAGCCAUUUUCCCCCUUUUCCAGAGCCAAACACAGUUGUCAUGGCAACUUUAUAUCUGUGAACUUUUCUACAGAAAAUGUAACUUUUUUUUACUUUAGUUUUCCUUAAAUGGACUCUCUCAGAAUAUAUCUCUCCUCCAGAGAGAACUACAUCAGCAUAACAGAUAAUUGCACACUGGAGAAUUUGGUUCUGUUUUAUCUACCAAUAUCUCAUAGCCAGAGAUGCAUAUGCAGCUGUUAACAUGUUAUCUUUGCCAAGAAAAGAAGAAUUUGGAGGGAUAUUUUAGUGUUUCGAGAUCAUUUGUGUAAUAUGAAGUUUUUCUUCCUGGAAGUGAUUGGACAGAUUAGCAGUAACAGUGUACAGUCUUGCCCUUCUGUGCCUCUCACACUUUCAUGACUGGCCUGGUUCUACUCUCUGAUACGAGUGUAAAAGUCUGGCAAAGAUUCCCAUAAACAAUGAGUUGGCAAAAAUGAGUUCCUUCAGGAACCUUGUGUCCUUUGUAGUGAAGCAUGCAAAUUGAUUACUCAUGAUGCAAAAUGCUGCCCAUAACUGUAUUUCAAUCUUGACAUAAACCAGAAGAGAGCGAUAAGUCAUCAGUGACCAUGUUGUACUUUGAGGAUCAGCAUGAGCAGAAUGACUGGGUUACUUCAUUAUCCAAGAGAUAACACCUAUGAUAGCAGAGAAGUAGUUCAGUCAUAUAUAAUCUGUUUUAUCUUCAUCUGUAUGGGAAGGGAAAAGACCCAGUCUUAAGGUCUACAUUGUUACAGACCUGUAACUGACAUCUCUCCCAGACACUGAAGAGAAAGCUUUUUGUUAAGCAAAUCAGCACAGAAGUUUUCUAAACUCUGUAGGGAAAAAAAUAAUCAGGAGGAACUUUGGCUCUGAAGAAACUAAUUGUAAAGUAAGAAUGUUAGAACAGCUUGUGGUCCCACAAAUCAGGCAAAUGAAUGGCUUACAUCCAUCUGGGAGAGGCUGUAAUCUAAUUCCUUUCCACCAUUAUAGCUGGUUCUGAGUUCAGCUCAAUAAUUAUUUGGAAGGAUUUUAAAGACUAGGAUGUGUCUUGAAUUAAGAAGCUCCUCAAUCUAUUAGCAAGAACUUUCUCAUUUUAUGAGUUUUAAGCUGAACUCUCCCUUUAAAUAUUUCAAAUGUUUGCUGUGAAAAUACAGGCACAGAAAUUAGAUUUCUGGCACAAUCUGAGUCAGUGGCAACCAAACAAGAUCACAGGACUUACUGUUUCCAAGUGCAAGGUUUUAAAGAUGAUGGUAAGGGAUGUGUACAUUUUACAGGCAGAUGGGAAAAAAGUGUCUGCAAAUGUGGAAAACAGUCAAACUACUUGGAUAUCUGUUCCUUGAAGGAAGAAAACUAUAGAUAAACUGACCGUUGCUGGAAGGAAUAUGAAAUAUGUUUUAGGUACAUCAGGAAUGCUCAUUUUUAUCAGUUUCUAGUCUGUAACCGGAGAACAAAUUAGCUUUGCCAAUAAGCGUAACCUUUCAAAGUGUGACUUGUUCUUCCUGUUCAUCUGUAGUGUGAUAACACAUCUGGAGGUAGGUGUGCUUUUGGAUUUCACUAAGUAGUGGAAAAGAAGUAGAACUUCUGGUAUGUGGAGUAUCAGUGCUCUUGGAGUGUCAAAAAGAUAAAUACCCCAGAUCCUCCUCCAAGCUAGAGGAGAAAGAAAUGUGAGUGUGAGAUAAAAUAAGGCAUGCAGAAAAUUGAUGUUGUACAAAAAAUUAGGCAUGGA